AUGGCGGACACAUUUGCCAUGAAAAGCGGGAGCAAGCUCGCUUCAGAGAUUCACCAUUCCAGAUCAUCUUCGUCUGAACAGCAUGUCGGCGAGAAAUCGGUCAAUCGAGAUGAACAGGAGAUGGCGAAGCUGGGAAAGCGCCAGGAAUUGAGGCGUAACUUCGGGUUUAUGAGUAUGUUGGGAUUCUCUUGCACAUUGAUGAUCACUUGGGAAGGUCUUCUGACCGUGUUCGUGUACGGAUUGACCGAUGGCGGACCGGCGGGCCUCGUUUAUGGCUAUCUUUUCUGCUGGCUUGGAUAUUUCACGGUGGUCGCAUCUCUGGCUGAAAUGGUGUCAAUGGCGCCCACGGCUGGUGGACAAUACCAUUGGACUUUUCUCUUCGCUCCCAAAUCCUGCCGGAACUUUCUCUCCUUCAUCACUGGCUGGCAAUCCGUUCUUUCAUGGCAAGCUUGUUUAGCAUCGGCAGCCUAUCUCGGCGGUACCAUUAUCCAGGGUCUUCUCGUCCUCAAUUACCCCAACUAUGACUUUCAACGGUGGCAUGGAACACUUCUGCUGUAUGCAGUUGUCCUCCUGGCAAUGCUUUUCAACACCUACCUGGCGAAACAACUGCCAAAAGUCGAAGGUGCAGUCCUGAUUGUCCACAUUGUUGGAUUCUUUGGUGUUCUCAUCACUCUGGUGUAUCUGGCACCUCAUGGUACUGCCCAUGACGUGUUUGUCAAAUACCUCAACAAUGGAGGCUACGAUAAGGGAACAUCUUUCUUCGUUGGCUUGAUCACGACAGUCUUCGCGUUUAUUGGAGCCGAUGGAGCCAUUCACAUGAGUGAAGAGAUCAAGAAUGCUUCAACUGUCGUUCCCAACUCCCUGGUGGCUUCGAUCGGGUUAAACGGCACUAUGGGCUUCGCUAUGCUCAUUGCCAUUCUUUUCUGCAUCGGAGACAUCGACAAUGCCCUUUCGACGACAACCGGCUUUCCAUUCAUCGAAAUCUUCUACCAAGCCGUUCAAUCAAAAGGUGGAGCAACCGUGAUGAGUGCGGUCGUGCUUUCGUUGAUGAUUUUUGCCACAAUUGCCGUCCUGGCUGCAGCUUCUCGAAUGACGUGGGCCUUUGCCCGUGACAAUGGCCUGCCUGGCUCGCGGUUCAUUUCCAAAGUCGAGCCUCGGACAAAGUUGCCUCUGUAUUCGGUCGCUCUUUCGGUCAUGAUCACAAUGCUCCUUGGCCUCAUCAACAUCGGUUCGGCUGCAGCUUUCAAUGCCGUCGCUUCGCUUGUUAUCUCCGGUUAUCUCGGCAGUUAUACCCUACCCAUGGUGCUCCUCUUGCAGAAAAAGCUUUUCAAUCCGUCCUCAAUUCAUUUCGGGCCUUGGACCCUCGGUCGUGGUUUCGGCAUUUUCUGCAACGUCUUUGGACUCAUGUGGAUCGCCGUCGUGAUGACUUUUAGCUUUUUCCCGUCUGUACGCACCGAUUUGACCCUGGAGACGAUGAACUGGUCUUGCUUGCUCUGGGGAGGUACCAACAUCAUCGGGCUCGCCAGUUAUUUUGGGUAUCUCCGAGGCAGAUACAAUGGCCCCAUUGUUGAAACUGAUAUAAUUGAGCAAGUGCAGGGUGUUUAA
Molecule: messenger RNA, 1605 nt
Organism: Rhinocladiella mackenziei CBS 650.93
Lineage: Eukaryota; Fungi; Ascomycota; Eurotiomycetes; Chaetothyriales; Herpotrichiellaceae
Exons: 3
Coding region: 1-1605 (534 amino acids)
Biological process (GO): transmembrane transport
Cellular component (GO): membrane
Molecular function (GO): transmembrane transporter activity
Source: RefSeq, a predicted model, not a curated record